AUGGCCAGUGGCAAUGCAUCCAGUUUACAGGAUGCCCAGAGCAGGCGUUGCAAAAUUCUAUCUUAUAUGUUCUAUCAGGCUGUCCGAGAUCACAAGCCUGUGUGGUUGCUAGAGGACAUGAGGACUAUGGAGUAUUUCUACUGGGAAGAGAGUGCUAAUAUGAGGACAUAUUCUCCUUCAGAAGCUUUGCUGUAUGCUGUGGUGCACAAUCAUCUGCCUUAUGCCCAGUAUCUGCUGUCUCAUUUUCCGGAAGAGGCUCUCAAAGUUCCUGGAGAGCAUUUUUGCUAUUGCCCAUCCUCUGCUCCUCAUUUAGCAAUGGCUGUAACCUAUGACAGGAGGGACAUCCUGGGGCUGAUCAUCAGCAUCGCACACAAGCUGCCUAGCCUGAACUCUUACAUCAAUAGGACCGGCUGUUUUCAUCUUGAAGAUGGCAAGACCCCUCUGCAUCUCGCCUGUGAGCUCCUGAGAUCAGAGACUGUUCUCAUCUUGCUAGGAAAUGGAGCUUCUCCUAGGAUAGAAGACAACAAAGGGCUCACUCCACUGGAUGUCAUCCUGGAACAGAUGUGGGAUUCCAAAGUCAACGUGGCUUCCAAAAAACUCUGCCUUGACUACCUCUUGCUCUUCAUGCCUAGCCCCCGCUUUAAGCUGCAGAAGGUCUUGCGGGAACAUCCCAAAACCUGGGCAGUGCUGCUUGGAGAGGACAAGUUCAACAGCCUGGUGGGGAACACACCUGCAUCUUUAUACCUGCAAGCUAUGCAAACCAUCCUCCAGAUUCUCCCACCCUCUCAUUUCCCUAAAAGCAUCCAGGAACUACCUAUACCUCAGGCACUAAAGCCCCUGCCUUGCAUGGGCAAACAGCAUUUGGCAAAAAAUGGGGUAAACAAUUUUCCAUGA
Protobothrops mucrosquamatus (brown spotted pit viper) is the source of this 894-nucleotide messenger RNA. RefSeq names its product ankyrin repeat domain-containing protein 9-like. Gene Ontology annotation, molecular function: protein binding. The record is from RefSeq and is a predicted model, not a curated record. Lineage: Eukaryota; Metazoa; Chordata; Lepidosauria; Squamata; Viperidae. The transcript has a single exon. The coding region runs from base 1 to 894 and encodes 297 amino acids.